Drosophila suzukii is the source of this 785-nucleotide messenger RNA. RefSeq names its product small VCP interacting protein (gene Svip). Gene Ontology annotation, cellular component: endoplasmic reticulum membrane. The record is from RefSeq and is a predicted model, not a curated record. Gene Ontology annotation, biological process: negative regulation of VCP-NPL4-UFD1 AAA ATPase complex assembly; positive regulation of autophagy; negative regulation of retrograde protein transport, ER to cytosol. Lineage: Eukaryota; Metazoa; Arthropoda; Insecta; Diptera; Drosophilidae.
GACAGCAAAACAAAGGGUGAAAGAGAGGGCGAAAACUACGCAAAAUUCCUAAAGAAGCCCUAUUUAUUCGGAAAAUCUUAACAAAGCACCAUAAAAAAGUCUUAAUUUUAAAGAAAUAAUAGUACUUCAAUAAAUUUAAACAGUAUGGGAGUCUGUCUAUCUUGCUGCGGCCAGAGUGCCGAGGAAACUAACCUAAUGCCAUCACCUGAGGAGCGCCGGCAGCAGCAGUUGGAUGCGGCGGAAAAGCGUCGUCAGGAGAAUGAACAUAGGGGUAUUAAAAAUCCGGAUAGCGUUCGGCGACAGCAAGAAAGAGCGGAGGAACUGCAGCGCCGGGAAGAGGAGGCCGCCCGCCAGGGUCAAGGACAGUCCAACCUAAGGUGGCAAACGAGCUAGAAGGAGGAGGGAACCCAAAGCUUAUAAAGCACAUCCACCUUUUUCCCCAUAUGCUAACUGCCUUUUGUCUAGGCCUUUUGUACUGCGCCGUAUUUGUAUUGUACGAUAUACACCUUGUAUUCCGGUCAUUCUAUUUAUACUUCUGAUCUUUGUAAACGGCCACCUUUGAUCUACCAACAUCUGAACUUUUAGCUGGCGACCAAACUGUACAACCAAAAAUAAAAUGUAAACCAAAUUGUAAUCAGUGAUCAUAAAGUAAAAAAAAAAAACUUAAUAAUCGGAUUAGUUUGACUAAGUCCGGAAGAUUACAGAAAUUCCUCAAUGAAGAAUGUAGAUCAUUUUGUCAUUCCUGUUUUAAAAAAUUUACUAUUAUGUUGUACAUAGCACUUAAA